This is a messenger RNA of Ilyonectria robusta, 1719 nucleotides long. RefSeq names its product amino acid permease. Gene Ontology annotation, molecular function: amino acid transmembrane transporter activity. The coding region runs from base 1 to 1719 and encodes 572 amino acids. Gene Ontology annotation, cellular component: membrane. The transcript has 3 exons. Lineage: Eukaryota; Fungi; Ascomycota; Sordariomycetes; Hypocreales; Nectriaceae. The record is from RefSeq and is a predicted model, not a curated record. Gene Ontology annotation, biological process: amino acid transmembrane transport.
AUGGCCGUCACAAAGCCAUCUCACGAUGUUGAGAAGGUCAACCCCGAGUUGGAUCUUGUAGGCUUGGACAAUGUCCAGACCUAUGACGACCAAAAUCUCAAGCCCAACGAUGGACAAGAAGUGGUUCAAAACACAACGCUACAUCGUGGACUCAAGGCCCGCCACAUCACAAUGAUUGCCAUUGGUGGCGCUAUUGGAACUGGUCUCAUUAUUGGAACCGGAAAGUCCCUAGCCCAGGCCGGUCCAGGCUCCGUUUUCAUCUCAUACACGAUUGUCGGGUUCGUCGUAUUCCUGAUCAUGGCUGCUGUUGGCGAGAUGGCAGCAUGGCUUCCUGUCUCUGCCGGUUUUACCGCAUACGCGACCCGAUUUUGCGAUCCCUCCCUUGGCUUUGCCUUAGGGUGGUGCUACUGGGUUAAAUACGUCAUUAUAGCCCCUAAUCAGCUCACCGCAGCAGCGCUUGUUAUACAAUUCUGGGUCGAUCGCGAUACCAUAAACCCAGGAGUGUUUAUUGCGAUUUUCCUCGUAUGUAUCCUCUGCAUCAACUACUUCGGUAUUCGAUUCUUCGGCGAAUUUGAAUUCUGGCUUUCAGCAUUCAAAGUGAUCACGAUUGUUGGAAUCAUCCUCUUUUCCCUUAUUCUUGCUCUUGGCGGGGGCCCAGAUCAUGACCGCAAGGGCUUCAGAUACUGGAGAGACCCAGGUGCUUUCAAACCAUACAUCAACGAGGGCUCAAGCGGCCGAUUCUUGGGCUUUUGGUCAUGCAUGAUCAACGCAACGUUUGCCUAUAUGGGUACAGAGCUAGUGGGUGUCACUGUGGCUGAAGCCCAGAACCCACGCAAGACAAUCCCCAAGGCCAUCAAGCUCACAUAUUAUCGCAUCUUAUUCUUCUACUGCCUUAGUGUUUUGCUCGUGGGCAUGAUUGUGCCGUAUAACUCGCCGCAGCUGGUUUUCGCUACUGCAGCAAAGACUGGUGCUUCGGCUUCGCCAUUCGUCGUCGCUGCUGAGCUUGCAGGAGUUCGAGCAAUUGCCCACGUCUUGAAUGGAUGUAUCUUGGUCUUCGUUUUCUCCGCCUCGAACACAGAUCUCUACAUUUCCAGCAGAACUUUACAUGCCCUGGCUUCGGAUGGCCUGGCGCCCAAGAUCUUCAAGAGGACGAACAAGAACGGGGUUCCGAUUUACGCUCUUGGCUUUUCGGCACUCUUCUGCCUGCUCGCCUUUAUGAACGUUUCAGACGACUCAACAAAGGUGUUCCAAUACUUUGUGAACCUGACGACCAUCUUUGCUCUUGUGACUUGGAUUUCUAUCCUGGUUACCCAUAUCCACUGGUGUCGGGCUCGCAGAACACAAGGGCUGGCUGACGAGGCUCUUCCUUACGUCGCGCCAUUUGGUGUCUACGGAACAUGGGUCGCCUUAAUUGUCUGUAUCAUCAUUGCUCUGACAAAGAACUACGACGUCUUUGUUGGGGACUUUGACAUGGCCAAGACAAAAACCUUCAUCACUGGUUACCUUGGAAUCCCUGUCUAUCUGAUACUUAUUUUUGGUCACAAGUUUAUCACCAAGAGUCGUGGAAUUAAACCGGCGGAAGCGGACUUUUACACCGGGAAGGAUGUUAUCGAUAGAGAGGAGGAAGAAUUUCUCGCACGCAAGGCAGCUAGGCGAGAGUCCGAGGGAAGGAGCAGGAUGAGUUGGUUUUACAAGACAUUUUUUUCGUGGCUGUUGUAA